AUGUCCGCAUCCGCAUCACUUCAUUCCAAAUGCCGUAACGCUGCCUAUCCGCGUGCGGAUGGUGUACAACGUGCGGUCGUGCCGGACGAUCGGGUUGACUGGCGUGUGCGCUGGGAUGAUUAUAAACCAAUCAGUUAUACACAUUCAAAAGUGCAUGGAAAAGUUUGGGCCGAUCCAGAUAUUGAACACGAAAAAGGCAUUGUUUUAAAAUUCAAUCAACUUGACGGAAAAGUGGAUCGAACCAGUUUUACGGGCGUCUAUCAACUGAACGAACGCGGUCUCCCCCUGAAUCCCCGCGGUCGUACAGGUAUCACCGGUCGAGGAGCUUUGGGGCGAUGGGGUCCAAAUCAUGCAGCCGAUCCGAUCUUUACUCACCAUUUGGUCGCAAGUGUGUCCCAUUAUCCUGGGUUGAAUCAUGAAUUGUUCUGUUCUUGGAGGGGGAACGCAGUACCACUGCAGGAUAAAUUCCGGUUCAAUCAUCACGAAGGUUUCAGCUUCUGGGAUACUGAGCCGCCUGAUGCCCUUAAGAGACGAAUAUUCGCUAACAAAAAUCAGAAUGGCCGCCAGGUAGCGGUUGUUUCGGUCACGUUGCGUCAAGUCCUCAAGUUACGCCACACGCAUUGUCGUGCAACGAUCGUAGAAUUCCUUGCCCUAAAUGAAGCUUUCGAUUCACUUGAUCGCGAAGCCCUAGUGGGUUGA
This is a messenger RNA of Echinostoma caproni, 699 nucleotides long. NCBI's taxonomy places the organism in Eukaryota, Metazoa, Platyhelminthes, Trematoda, Plagiorchiida, Echinostomatidae. The record is from the annotation of a GenBank genome assembly.